AUGCAGGGGUCUAUCUCAAGAUUUUUUCUCUUGGUCUUUGGACUUCUGUCCGUAGCACGGGCAAUUGAUCCAUUUACCUAUGAUAAUGAUACUUUCAUUCUUCAUGGCGAGCCCUUACUCCUCCGUGGCGGGCAAAUGGACCCGCAACACAUCCCCUGGCGACUAUGGCCUGAUCGCCUGGAAAAGGCAAAGGGCAUGGGCCUGAACACCAUUUUCUCUUAUAUUUUCUGGGAUCAGCUGGAGCCUACUCAAGGCGAGUGGGAUACCACUGGCAACAACAACAUCGCAGACUACUUCCGCCUUGCGCAUGAAAAGGGAUUGAACGUCGUUCUACGGCCGGGUCCAUACGUUUGCGCCGAGCACGAAUGGGGCGGUUUCCCAGCCUGGCUCAGCGAGGUUCCCGGCAUGGUUGUCCGCGAGAACAAUCAGCCCUUCCUGGAUGCUACGAAGUCUUACAUCAACCGCCUUGGAGAGGAGCUGAAGGAUCUCCAGGUCACCAAUGGAGGACCCAUCGUGAUGGUCCAGAUUGAGAACGAGUAUGGAUCCUACGGAAGCGAUAAAGUGUACUUGAACGCUUUGAAGGAUAUCUUCACAGCUGCUUUCGAUGUACCUUUCUACACCACUGAUGGCGGCUCCGAGAGUAUGCUCAAAGGCGGCCAGAUCUCGGGCGUCCUAGCUGAGACGGACGGCGAUAUUUACUCGGGAUUCGCUGCUCGUGACAAAUAUGUCACCGAUCCUACUAGUCUCGGUCCCCAAAUUGACGGCGAGUACUAUGUCACAUGGCUUGACCUGUGGGGAAGCAAUCGCGGUCACUCAUCCGUCAGUGGAAACGAGGCAUCGAUCGCAACAAUCCAGAAGGACAUUGACUGGCUGUUGCACAACAACGGCUCAUUCAAUAUCUUCAUGUUCCACGGUGGCACCAACUGGGGAUUCCAGAAUGGAGCUGAUUAUGCUGAUGCCCUGCAGCCAAUCACCACCAGCUACGACUACGGUGCGCCUCUCGACGAAACAGGCCGGAGGACCGACACCUACCUUGCGAUCCGAGAGACCAUUGGCUCCAUUGUCGGGGAGGACACCCUCCCCGCUCUUCCAGUGGAGGAGCCAUUGAUUGAAAUCCCAUCCAUUAAGCUUGCCCCAUCUGUUUCUAUCUUUGAUGCUCUCCCCGAACCUAUCGAGAAGGACUCCCCAGUCAACAUGGAAGCAGUUGGCCAGGCACUUGGAUUCAUUCUCUACCGCCACGUUGCCACAACUGCCGUUAAGGGCGCGAUCAAACCCGGCGAUAAACCCCGUGAUCGAGUCCUCGUCUACGUCAACAAGGUCCGAGUCGGUGUGAUCGAUAACACAUAUAGUACACCUAACACGGUCAACCUGGAUCUGAAGGAAGGCGAUGUCCUCGACCUCCUGAUUGAGAACCUUGGACGUGUCAACUACGGUUACGAGAUCCCCGACCAGCGCAAGGGAAUUGUGGGUGACGUCACCGUUGGUGACAGUGUACUUUCCAAGUGGGCGAUCUACCCCUUGCCUUUGGCCACGCCGCCGGACGCUGUCGAUGGCAUCACGCCCGAGCCCUCGGCUACUUCAGGACCUAUCUUCUUCACCGGCUCGUUCGAUGUGGAUGCAGUUGGUGAUACAUUCCUCGAGCUGCCCGACUGGACUAAGGGUGUUGUUUGGGUCAAUGGAGUCAAUUUGGGCCGUUAUUGGACUGUGGGCCCGCAGCAGUCGCUGUACCUUCCUUGGUGCUAUCUUCAGAAGACUGGUAACAAGAUAACUGUUCUUGCUCUCGAGCCUACAGGGUCUGACAGCACUGUUCGUGGAGUCACUACCCGUACCUGGGGAAAUAACCCUGAUCCGGAUGCUCCGUGA
This is a messenger RNA of Penicillium vulpinum, 1863 nucleotides long. RefSeq lists its product as uncharacterized. The record is from RefSeq and is a predicted model, not a curated record. The coding region runs from base 1 to 1863 and encodes 620 amino acids. Lineage: Eukaryota; Fungi; Ascomycota; Eurotiomycetes; Eurotiales; Aspergillaceae. Gene Ontology annotation, cellular component: vacuole. The transcript has a single exon. Gene Ontology annotation, molecular function: beta-galactosidase activity. Gene Ontology annotation, biological process: carbohydrate metabolic process.